UGAAAGUGACCAAGUGGCGAGUAAAGCGACUUACCCAACACACGCAUAACACAUAGCGCGAUUGUAUGCGCGCACAUCGUCUCGUACCUCUGUGACAACCUAUCGGGUAGACUCGGCCAUCGCGAACAGCAAAGGUUAAAAGGAAAAAAAGGGUUGCAACUGAGAUUUUGGCUCGUUCUGCUGUUGCAAGCAAGUGCCUCGCUGCAAAAGAGUUGCAGCAAUUUACAGGAACACAAGGGGAAUGAGGAGGACAGUCUGCCGGGUGUGAGAUCCGGAGCCCCCGCUCAGCGAACAACCCCAGUGGAUCAGUAGCGACAGGAACGCCAGGGUUCAUUUCAAGUUUCGACAAGGCAGCCUCGGAUCAAAAGUGUGCUUAUGGUAAAAGGAUACCGUUGAGACCUUUGCACGGAAUCGCGCCCAGGACAAGGACGGACAAAAAUAUAAAUUUAUCCCAGUAUAAUCGGAGACCAGUGAUCGGCGACAAUGGCGAUAAGAAACUCGCUUUGGAAAUACUAUUUGGGAAUUUUGUGCGUUUUCUGCAGGGUGGCUGUAUCAAACUGUGAAAUUUUGGCACCUAUAUAUUGGAAUUCCUCAAAUCCCAAAUUUCUACCGAGCAAAGGACUGGUGAUGUACCCACAGAUAGGAGACAAACUAGAUAUAAUCUGCCCCAAGGUGGAUUCCAGGAUCACUGGACAGUAUGAAUACUUCAAACUGUACAUGGUGUCAAAAGAUCAAGCAGACAGCUGCAACGCCGUGCCCAGCCCUACGCCAUUACUCAACUGCAACAAGCCAGAUCAAGAUGUCAAGUUUACCAUCAAGUUUCAGGAGUUCAGCCCUAACCUCUGGGGACUGGAAUUCAAGAAACAUGAGGACUACUACAUUAUUUCAACAUCAAAUGGUACUUUGGAAGGACUGGAAAACCGGGAGGGAGGAGUGUGUCAGACCAAAGCCAUGAAGCUUAUAAUGAAAGUUGGACAAGAUGCAAAUUCUAUGGAACGAAAUGAAAAAGCAACCAGUGUUCCUGGAAAUGGACGAGAUGGCACCACAAGCAAGCCCACUCAAAAGACUGAGAAUGAAGGUGGGACACACUCACAGAGUAGUGACAGUAAGUCUUCCACUACACCCAGGGAUUCGGGUAAGAGCAAGUUCCUCAACUCCGAUGUGGCCUUAUUUGCUGGCAUUGGAUCGGGCUGUGUGAUCUUCAUCAUCAUCAUCAUUAUGUUGGUGGUUCUGCUGCUGAAAUACAAGAGACGUCACAGAAAGCACUCUCCGCAGCAUACCACCACUCUCUCUCUCAGCACGCUGGCCACCCCCAAGCGGGCCGCUAAUAAUAAUGGCUCUGAACCCAGUGACAUUAUCAUUCCAUUAAGGACUGCAGACAGUGCAUUUUGUCCACAUUAUGAAAAAGUCAGCGGAGACUAUGGACAUCCUGUGUAUAUAGUCCAGGAGAUGCCACCACAGAGCCCGGCAAAUAUAUACUACAAAGUCUGAGUUCAGAGGACAAAAGGUAGUUUGGGAUUCUGAAGAAUACUCUUGGCCUGUUGCAACCUGGGUCUUCUGCUGAAAUUAGUGGUGACUCUUACUCUUUGCACCAGGAUUGACUUUAAAUAUGUAGGAGAAUUAAAAGGGGAAAAUGGAAGCUCUGCAGGAAAUUCAGCUGAAGAGAGAGUUGGUUAGUGUCUAUGGUUUGUGUAGGAAUCUGCUUAAAGUUAAAUACCAGGAGCAACAAGUUGGAGGAGAGUUGAGUCAGGGACUCAAUCGAACUGUUCCACCUUCGACUUUCACCAUUCAUUUAUGGACCACGUGUUACAAACAUACCAGGAAGCAAAAAGCAAAUGGAUGUUUGAACUAUCUAUCACUGUAUUUAUGACCAAUAAGGUUUUACGCUUUGGAUAUUCAGCAAUAGAAAAUAGUCAGUCUGUACUUUCCCUAGACUGUUAACUUUUAUAUUAACCGGAUUUCAUAAAUCCACUUCAGUCCUUGUUCUUGUGCUCUUCGAGUUUUACUCCCUCCUAUUGUUUCCCUGUUACAGUAUUACUUAUUAACCUGAAGGCCAUUUUGCCUUCGAACACAAUCACUAGAACUUCAGGAGCUUUGUGGAAAUUGCCACAAUGUUAACCUUUAUUAACCAUCCCAGUCACCAGGUGAUAGUAGACGCACAGCAGCUACAUUCUAAUCAGUUACACAUAGAUGUGGGGACACAUUACAGAUAAGCAGGAGACUGCAAGUUUACCUGUGACAUUUAACUGCAUUUGCAGUUGUAUGCUGCUGUCUUUUGAAUCUGAGAAGGAAGUGUAGAGAUAGAGAUUAUUAGGGAGCACUUUGGUACUAAAAGUUCCAAGAUGUAGACUGGUAGGACAUGGUGACAAGCACAGUGCUGUAGGACUGCACUUUAAAUGAACUAAAAUAAUUAUUUUGAGCAAAAUUGAUAGAGUGAAAUGCCUCUUUUUUUAAGGGAAAGGGCCAACAUCAACGAAUAAAGGCAUCAGUGGGGAUAGCUUAUGAUGCUCUGCAGAACAGUGCAACGAUGGUGUAGACACACUAAGGGAAUGUACUGCCUUCCAGUUUGAAUGCUUUAUAUGAAUAGACUGUAGAGCAGUCUCUGUAUUACAUGGUACAGCUUCUGAUACUGUAGCUGGAAUAGCUCUGCAGCUUGAAUGACCUUUAAGGGAUAUCCUUGAAAUACUCGUUGGACACACACACAAAAAUACUCUACAUAAAAUGGACAAUAGAAUAGAAGGGACCAAGUGAUGAAAUGCCAGACACAGUCAUUGGGUUAUUAUGGGUCAAUAUUUCUGGUCAGAAUUGCUCUGCAAGUAUAUAUUGUGGAUAGAGAGGGCCAUUGGAGCAUUAGACUAUCUGGAUGAGUGAAACCAGCCACAAAAUGUUUGGACAUUUGCCUCUGGGAAUGAAAUUUAGUUUCGAUAAAUAAAUGACUGAAAUAAGAGUCUCAUAAGAAAACAACAGGUAAAAAUAAAUACUGCUUCGUACUUGCAAAAAAAGGAAGGAUUUUUUUAUCUGUGAUCAAUUAAUGUACACACAAGCCUAUAUUUUAGAAAAUAUCUUUUAAACAAUAGUGCCCUGGCAUUGUUAGUCUGUUUGAAAAUCAUCUUCAGCCUUGGGGUGAGCUGCAGCAUAGUGUGAUAUUAAUCACCAUCCUGUGAUAUCUGGCAGCAUAAAUUCAAAGAUCACACAGUAAUAGCUGCACGAAAGGCUGGUCUCAGGAAUCCCAAAAGGGAACCUGCAAAAUGGUUGCCUAACCUAAUCCUUGAACCUAAAAAUUACGUUAGCAACAAAAGUGAAGCACUUUUGCAUAUACUUAGACUGUUGCCAUGGUGAUGAAGUACAUUACAUGUGCAUCCGAUUCUCUACCAUUUCCAUGCAAAGUGUUAUUUUUGUGGGCCUUUGGGAUAUGCAACAUUUUAGCAGAGACACUUCUUGGUUGUACACAAUUGUGUUUGUUCUUUAAGAAUUAUUUUAUGGAUUAUCUGCAUAUGGCUGUGUUGUCAUUUUAAAGCAGACUGUGUAAAUGGCAGGUGAAGUUCAACAUUGAAAUUAAAACUCGUAUGGCGUUGACGGGAUUGCUGGUUGUGUCCAAUGUAGAGUAAGGCACUUUAAACGGUUUGCUUAUGGUUUGUCUUACUCAUCCCUCCCAAAACUAAUGUCACUGUAACUGCCUUGCAGACACAAUCAUCCUCUCACCUGCUUUUAGAAGUUGCAUUGCACAAUAAACUGAUGUAAGUUGUGAAGCUGUAAAUGCGUGGGAUAUUUUCAUGUGUUACGAUUUGGGCAGGGCAGGAGAAGAGAGUUAAAAUAGCCUUAUUCACCUUUUUAGUAACAGAAGUUCACAAUAGAGCAUGAAUCUGAUUUUUUUCCCUCAAGUAAAAUGUUUUGUGUAAAUAGAAGAUUUUUUUAAAAACAAAUUCUAAGGAGGAAGUUUUGUAUAAAAUCUGAAUUUUUUGCAACGUAUUUUUAGCUACAGCUUGUUUUCAAGGCAGUGUCAUUCCCCUUAUGCACUGUUUCAAAAUGGAGAAAAAAGAAAAUUGGUAAAUUUAUCAAAUUGACCACUGCAUUUUUGUGCCAUGAAUAUUUAUUUAAUUGUUCCUUUGUCCAGUUUGUACACACAGUAUUAAGCUUGCUUUAUAAAUAUUGACUGUUGCCUUUACAUACGUUCCCCACUUUUUGUAAUCUCUUCUUUCCAUCAUCCUUUUCGGAAGUGUUUAAUUUUCACCUACACUCCCCUGCUGUCGAAGGAAAAACAAACAAAAUUAAAAUCACAUUCCACUAGUCUGUUACAAACUGAAAUUGUUUUUAAAUAAAAGAUUUUUUCCUAUGGAAAGCUGGCUGGGAUUCUGUUUUUAUUUCUUCCUCCUUGUGCUUCCUGAAAUCUGCCUAAAAACAAAAUGACUUGUUUGAAUAAAAUGUAAGAGAAUCAAUAACUUGGAAGUUCUCAUUUCCCUUUGGUGAGGUCAUGCAGUGUUCCUACCUCCUGACUGCUGUCACUUUGGAGAGGGACCUGUAAUAGUCAGGUGAGAAGGUUGGCUUGGCUGCAGUGCCUUAUCAGCCCAAGUUCAACAGUCCUGCUGGCACCCACUGGCGUCAACAAAUCACAUCUCAAUAGCAUUUAAAUGGGGGGAAAUGGGUACAUUUGAUGUAAUCAAAUCUGAAAACAAAAAUAGUAAUUGAUCCAAAUGAGAAGAGAUCAAAGCUUUAAGGAGGCAAGCAGAAAGAUAAAAAGAAUGUAGAGUCAAAAUUAUUGCAAAAACUGAACAGGAAAUUGAGGGGGGUAGGUUUCUGAACAGGAGCACGUUGUGGGAUAAAGCAGUAACCUGUGAGAGCAAGUUUAGUAAUCAGGAUAGCCUGAGGGAAAGGUUAAACUGUUAAACUGCAUUUAUUUCCAUGCUCAAGCUUUAACAGGUAAAGCAGCUGAGCUCAGAGUGGGGAUUGGGCCUGAGGACUGGGAUCUUAUAGCCAGAACAGAGAGACAUGGCUGCAUGGAGGCCAGGUCAGGCAUCCAGGUGCUGCAGGCCUGACAGGGGUUUAGGUGAAUUGGGAAGUGGUGUAGCCUAAAUGGAAGGUGUAACAGCAGCGCUGAGCAAUGAUACUCUUGGGGGAUCAUCAGUGAGAUUAUGUUACCCGUCUAAACCCAGGCACACUGAGGCCGGUAGUUUCACUGUCCGUGAUGUCGGAUGUUACCCGUCUAAACCCAGGCACACUGAGGCCGGUAGUUUCACUGUCCGUGAUGUCGGAUGUUACCCGUCUAAACCCAGGCACACUGAGGCCGGUAGUUUCACUGUCCGUGAUGUCGGAUGUUACCCGUCUAAACCCAGGCACACUGAGGCCGGUAGUUUCACUGUCCGUGAUGUCUGACUUGCUCAUCAGCUAACAGCAUGUAGGCUUCUCAUCCUGCUUAAUCCAGCUGAGGUGCUGCACACCUUCUAUAAAUGAAAUAGUCCAGAAACAAUUCUAAAGCAUGGACAAAGAUAAUCAGAUCUGGGAAUUUUCUUUUAUUUUUCUGAAACAUCUAAAAAUAGUCCUGCUGUAUGCAUGCUUGUCCUCGAGCUGCAUUCUUUCAUAAGUAAUGAUGCCAGACACUUAAAUUGCUACCAUAGCAAUUUUGAAGGAAAUUUCCAGGAUAAUUUUGCAGUGUCAUUCUCAUUAUGACAACUGCUAAUAUGAAUAACCUACAUGAAUAUGAACACAGUGCUCCUCGCUUGAAGUUGACAGUUCAGUAAAUGUCGAGUUUGUUCAGGAGCUGGGGCUGGGGGUAGGAUGGGAGUACUUGAGUCACACUGUGAGGCACUGAUUACGUUUUACCCAUUAUAUCACUUUCAGUUUGAGUCAAGUGUCAAUAGAAAGCAUGUAGAAAUGUUGCUAAUCAUGAACUGAGGGAUUGCUAAGCUUAAAAAAUGUUUAUUUUCUAUGUAAUUAAUUCAUGUUCUCAAUUUUAUUCAUGGUCAGUAAUUGAUUUCCAUGUGUUAAGAAUAUUAUGCAUAAGGCUUAAUAAGGCCCAAACCUGAGCCUCUGUACCUCCCUCUGCAACUGGAUCCCUGACUUCCUCCUCAGGAGACCACAGUCAUUGCAGAUCAAAAAUAGCAUCUGCUCCUCGCUGACAACCAACACUGGCACACCUCAAGGAUGUGUGCUUAGCCCACUGCUUUAUCCUCUCCUAAACCCAUGGCUAUGUAGGCAUAGUUCAAACAGCAUCUAUAAUUUUGCUAAUGACCAUAAGACCAUAAGAUAUAGGAGCAGAAUUAUGCCAUUUGGCCCAUUGAGUCUGCUUCACCAUUUUAUCAUGGCUGAUCCAUUUUCCCUCUCAGCCCCAAACUCCUGCCUUCUCCCUGCAUCCCUUCAUGCCCUGAUAGAUCAAAUUCACCACUAUCUGGCUAAAGAAAUUCCUCCUCAUCUCCAUUCUAAAAGGACGUCUUUCGAUUCUGAGGCUGUGUCCUCUAGUCUUAGAUUCUCCCAUCAAAGGAAAUAUCCCCUCCACAUCCACUCUAUCAAGGCCUUUCACCAUUCGAAAGGUUUCAAUUAGAUCACCCCUCAUUCUACCAAUUUUUAGUGAAUACAGGCCCAGAGCCAUCAAACACUCUCCUUAUGACAAACCAUUCAAUCCAGCAAUCAUUUUUGUGAACCUCCUUUGACCCCUCUUCAGUUUCAGUUAGUCCUUUCGAAGAAAAGGGGACCAAAUCCUGCUCAUGAUACUCGGUGAAGUCUCACCGGUGCUUCAUAAAGUCUCAGCAUUACACCCUUGCUUUUAUGUUCUAGUCCUCUUGCAAUGAAUGUAACACUGCAUUUGCCUUCCUCACCACGGACUCAACCUGCAAAUUAACCUUUAGGGAAUCUUGCAAAAGGACUCCCAAGUUCCUGUGCACCUUAGUUUUUUGUAUUUUCUCUCCAUUUAAAAAUUAGUCAACCCUUUCAGUUCUUCUACCAAAAUGCCCAUUCUCCUAAUGUAUCUAAGUCCUUCUGUAGCCUCUUUACUUCCUCAAAACCACCUGCUGCUCCACCUAUCUUUAUAUCUUCUGCAAACUUUGCAACAAAGCCAUCAAUUCCAUCAUCCAAGUCAUUGACAUGUGAUGUAAAAAGCUAUUGUUGACAAAUUCUGUUGGCAGAAUUUCAGAUGGUGAUGAGCAAGUGUACAGAAGCAAGAUAGGUUAGCUGGUGAAGUGGCGUCACUCACAAAACAGCCUUGCACUCAAUGUCAAUUAGACCAAGGAAUUGGUUGUUCACCUCAGAUAGGGGAAGUCAGGGCAACACACACCAGGACUCAUCGAGGGAACAGCAGUGGAAAGGACGAGCAGUUUCAAGUUAGAAACAUAAAAAACCUACAGCACAAUACAGACCCUUCAGCCUACAAUGCUGUGGCAAACAUGUCCUUACUUUAGAAAUUACCUAGGGUUGCCCAUAGCCCUCUAUUUUUCUAAGCUCCAUGUGCCUAUCCAGGAGUCUCUUAAAAAACCCUAUCGUAUCCGCCUCCACCACCAUCGCCAUCGCGGGCAGCCCAUUCCAUGCACUCACCACUCUCUGUGUAAAAAACUUAACCCCGUCAUCUCCUCUGUACCUACUUCUAUGCACCUUAAAACUGUGACGUCUCAUGUUAGCCAUUCCAGCCCUGGGAACAAGCUUCUGACUAUCCACACAAUCAAUGCCUCUCAUCAUCCUCUACUCCAGUUCUUGGAAGCCAGUGUUUGAGGAUCUAUCCUGGGCCAAACACGUUGGUGCAAUUACAAAGAAGGCACAGCAACAACGAUAUUUCAUUAAGAGUUUGGAGAAACUUGGUGUAUCACCAAAGACUUUCACAAGUUUCAAUAGAUGAACUAUCAAGAGCAACUAACUGGUUGCCUCACCAGCUGGCAUAGAGGGGCAUAGGAUCAGAAAAAGCUGCAGGAAGUUGAAAACUCAACCUGCGCCACCAUGGGCAUUAGCUAUCCCAACAUUAAGGACACCUUCAAAAGGUGAUGUCUCAAAAAGGCAGCAUCCUUCAUUAAGGACACCCCUUCAUCCAAGACAUGCCCUCUUCUCAUUGCUGCCAUCAAGAAGGAGGUACAGGAGCCUGAAGAUCCACACUCAACGAUUCAGUACCAGCUUCCUCCCUUCUGCCAUCUGAUUUCUGAAUGGACAAUGAACCCAUAAAUAAUAAAUCACUUGUUUUCUCUUUUUUGCACUACUUAAAAUAAUUCUAAUGUAUAUAUUCUUACUGUAAUUUAUAGUUUCUUUAUUAUUAUUAUGUAUUGCAUUGUACUGCAGUCGCAAAUCAACAAAUUUCAUGACAAA
Messenger RNA from Hypanus sabinus (Atlantic stingray), 8277 nucleotides. RefSeq names its product ephrin-B2-like. Gene Ontology annotation, biological process: axon guidance; ephrin receptor signaling pathway; blood vessel morphogenesis. The coding region runs from base 484 to 1491 and encodes 335 amino acids. Lineage: Eukaryota; Metazoa; Chordata; Chondrichthyes; Myliobatiformes; Dasyatidae. The record is from RefSeq and is a predicted model, not a curated record. Gene Ontology annotation, cellular component: plasma membrane. Gene Ontology annotation, molecular function: ephrin receptor binding. The transcript has 5 exons.